This is a messenger RNA of Arabis nemorensis, 1497 nucleotides long. The record is from the annotation of a GenBank genome assembly. NCBI's taxonomy places the organism in Eukaryota, Viridiplantae, Streptophyta, Magnoliopsida, Brassicales, Brassicaceae.
AUGGCGAAAGGCGACGAUGCUUUGGCGAGGAAGAAGAACAAAUCGACGAGGAAGAAGAUGAAUCGAAAGAACGAUUCCGCCACCGUUUCUACUCGCAUCGCUUCCAUUAUCGCCGCCAAGAAACGCCGCAAGUCUGGCAAACGCAGUAUGUGCCAGGGAAUGUGCUUUAGCCUUCCUACACCUGAAGAUCCCUUCAAUGAAAGGCAGGGUAAAGUGGACAUUACCAAAAAGAAGACGAAAAAGGUCAAGACUAGAGAUGCUCUUCACAAAAAGAAGGAAGACAAGAAACCAAAUGUUAUGUCAAUUGACGUUAUUGGCAAGAACAUUGAUGGUCCACUAAAGUUUCUCACGUCGUGUCUCAACAAGAUAGAUAGCUCGUUUCGCAGUGACGGUACUUACACUGAUGAUCAGCAUGACAAGUAUUUGUUCACUAGCACUUGGGGAAUUGAGUUCUGGAAAUGUUUUUGGUCUGGAAAAGACAUUCUUGAGACUAGUGGGACAUCUUCCACCAUGGAACAGAUUGCUUGGAUUGUCUCAACCGCUACAGAUGCUAUUGCUAGACGGGAGAAAGAAGAGCCGGAGGAGUCAUUUAGAAACAGCCCUUAUCUCUUAUUCCUUGUACCAUCUCCGUCCAGAGCAUCCAAGGUCCGAUCAGUUUGCAAGGCACUGAAAGGUCUUGGAAUUCACGCAGUGAGCUUACACCAAGGAGCGUCACUAGAUCAUCAGAUUGCUGGAUUGAAAAGCUGUGAACCUGAGUUUCUAGUUUCUACACCUGAGAGACUUUUAGAGAUUGUUACCUUGAAGGGCGUUGAUAUAUCAGGCGUUUCAUUGCUGGUCAUUGAUGAACUAGGUUCACUUUGCACUGCUGGUUAUCUAGAUGCGGUGAAAUCCAUUAAGCAGAGCAUUUCCAGCAAACACCAAUCGAUAGUUUUCAACGACAGUUUUAGCGCUUCCAACAUUCCGGCAGUCCGGAGUCUUUUAGGGGAAUCAAUUAGCAGAAUUUCGCUCAGUGAUUCCGUUGCCAGCCAAGGCUCUUGUAUUAUCCAGACUGUAAAUGUCUGCUCUUCGGAGGAACAAAAGCUGCACAAGUUUGCUGAGAUUCUGGAUUCAUCUUCUUCAAAGCUAAUAUACAUUGUUACAAAGGAGGAAAGUUUCAGAAAGUUCAAGGCUCUACUUAAACUCAAGGGUCACUCUGUUUCAGCCUCAGAGGUCAAAAAGAGCCGGAAGCCAAUGGCACGCUUGAUUGAUAUCGAGCAGUUGGAUACUACAGUUAUGAGGGACUUUGAAACCGUUCUACUUCCAGAUUUUGUUCCAUCAAUUGAUACAUAUAUCCAGAUUCUGACAAGUAUGGCUAGAGACAGCGUCCAUGGUGUACUUCACAGCUUUUUAACACAAAAAGUUGCGGCGUCCUAUCCGGCUGGACCAUUGGUGAAUGUCCUGGAGGAUUGUGGCCAGAACGUGCCCGAAGCUUGGAGGAAUAUGUAUUCUUCUGUCUGA